Molecule: messenger RNA, 3502 nt
Organism: Xenopus laevis (African clawed frog)
Lineage: Eukaryota; Metazoa; Chordata; Amphibia; Anura; Pipidae
Gene: cmtr1.S
Product: cap methyltransferase 1 S homeolog
Biological process (GO): 7-methylguanosine mRNA capping
Cellular component (GO): nucleus; cytoplasm
Molecular function (GO): methyltransferase cap1 activity; RNA methyltransferase activity; methyltransferase activity
Source: RefSeq, marked provisional
CCCCGGGCUUGUCAGGAGCGACAAGAAUCGAAACUGGAGACGAUUGGCAGUAGCUGCGUGUGAUUCCACUCGAAAAUGAAGAGAAAAUCCGACUCCGAACAGCAGCCCAGCGUUCAGUGCCGCAAGAAGAAGCGAAUUGAAGAGUUAGGGCUGAAUCUGAGUUCAACCUCUGAUGAUGAUACACAGUACAGCAACCAUGGUACUCAGGAGUCUUCCACGAGCAGCACAAGCUCUGACAGUGACAAUGAAGAGAAGAGGCCUGUAUUUGGCUCUGGGAGAAAUGAGACCCUGCCUGAUACUCUUGCAGAAGGCUCUUCCUCCCAUUACUCCAUGUACAACAGCGUCUCCCAGAAGCUCAUGGCCAAGAUGGGCUUCCGCGAAGGCGAAGGUCUGGGGAAGUUUGGCCAAGGCAGAAAAGAAAUUGUUGAAACGUCCAAGCAAAAGGGCCGAAGGGGUCUCGGCAUGGUUUUGAAGGGAUUUGAGAAAGAACUGAAUAUAAACUGGCGGUCUGAACCAGAGGCUACCGCUUAUGAAGAAGUGGACUGGUUCCCAGAAUGCACCACCGAUAUUCCAGAUUCUGACGAGUUGUCGGACUGGAUGACCGUGGGGAAGAGAAAGUUGAUCAUAGACGAUGAGACUGAGUUUUGCCGGGACAAUCUCCUGACUAGCCUGUUGCAGUGCAAGAGUGCAUUUGAUGAGCUGGAAGGGGAGGAGAUGAGACGUGCCAGGACCCGAUCCAACCCAUAUGAGAUGAUCCGAGGAGUAUUCUUCCUUAAUCGAGCAGCAAUGAAAAUGGCCAACAUUGAUCAUGUAUUUGACUACAUGUUUACCAACCCUAAAGACUCGCAAGGGAAGCCAAAAUUAAAGGAUAAGGAAUCAGAGCUGCUUUAUUUUGCUGAUGUCUGUGCUGGACCAGGGGGUUUCUCAGAGUAUGUGCUGUGGAGAAAGAAGUGGCAUGCUAAGGGCUUUGGCAUGACCCUAAAGGGACCCAAUGACUUCAAGCUGGAGGACUUUUACGCUGCUCCUAGUGAGCUUUUUGAGCCUUAUUAUGGGGAAGGAGGAGUGGAUGGCGACGGAGAUGUUACCCGCCCUGAGAACAUCACAGCCUUUAGAAAUUUUAUCCUUGACAACACAGAUCACAAGGGGGUCCACUUUAUGAUGGCGGAUGGUGGCUUCUCUGUGGAAGGACAGGAAAACAUUCAGGAGAUUCUCAGCAAGCAGCUCCUUCUGUGCCAGUUCCUGGUGGGACUCCAUGUCAUCCGGACAGGAGGACAUUUCAUCUGCAAAACCUUUGACCUGUUCACUCCAUUCAGCGUGGGCCUCAUUUACUUGUUGUAUUGCUGCUUCGAGCGAGUUUGCCUUUUCAAGCCUCUGACCAGCCGGCCAGCAAACUCUGAGAGAUAUGUGGUUUGCCGUGGGCUGAAAGAGGGCAUUGAUGAUGUACGUAAUUACCUGUUCAAUGUAAAUCGCCGCCUCAAUCAUCUGCGUAAUUCAGAUCAGGAUGUCACUUUGGUGGUUCCCCUGGAGGUUCUGAGAGGGGACAAGCAGUUCAAUGAAUACAUGGUCCGUUCUAAUGAGAGCUGCUGUGAAGUGCAGAUCAAGGCCCUAGCAAAAAUCCACGCUUUUGUACAAGAUUCGACCCUGAGUGAGUCUCGCCAGGCAGAUAUACGGAGGGAAUGUCUGAAGCUGUGGGGGGUUCCAGACCAGGCACGAGUGGCACCAACUAAUACUGAUGCCCGGACCAAGUUUUUCCAACUGAUUCAGAGCCAGAACAUUGAGGUCUUUGGUUACAAGCCGACGCCGCUCACUGCAAAGACCUUGGAAAAGCUGAUCCACGUCUUUGAUUACAGGUGUAUGGUAUGUGGGAGCGAACCAAAGUUCCUCCUGGGCUUGGGGCGGUCUCAGAUAUACACCUGGGGGGGUCGCUCCAAUGAGCGCUGGACUAGACUCGAUUUGAAAACAGAGCUGCCCCGUGACACCCUGUUAUCUGUGGAGAUUGUGCAUGAGCUGAAAGGAGAGGGGAAGGCGCAGAGGAAGAUUAGUGCUAUCCAUGUACUUGACGUUCUAUUUCUCAAUGGGACAGAUGUACGGACACAACAUUUCACUCAGAGAAUCCAACUGGCAGAGAAGUUUGUCAGGGCAGUUGCCAAGCCAAGCCGGCCUGACAUGAAUCCAAUCAGAGUGAAGGAAGUGUAUCGGCUUGAAGAUAUAGAAAAGAUCUUUUUACGGUUAGACAUGAAACACAUUAAGAGCUCGGGGGGAUACCUGCGCCUUUCCUACACUGGCAGAGAUGACCGUCACUUUGUUCCAUGCGGCCUCUAUAUCGUCAAAACUAUAAAUGAACCCUGGAGCAUGGCUUACAGCAAAAGUCAGAAACGCAAAUAUUUCUACAACUCUAAGACAAAGAAUUCACAGUUUGAACUUCCCGUGGAGUCCAUUGCACCAUUUCACACCUGCUACUACGAGCGCCUGUUCUGGGAGUGGGGGGAAGGGGUGCAGAUCCACGACUCUCAGAGACAAGACCCUGACUCAGACAAACUCUCCAAAGACGCCGUCCUUCAGUUCAUUCAGGCGCAUCACCCGUGCAUGCCCUCCAGCCUGACAGAGGAUAGGUAGUAGGACACUGGGGGGAUUGACAGGCACUGCAGCAAUUCUGGACUGUGAGAGUUUCUCCAGCCGUCAUGCUACUUACUUGCUCCUGUGGGACUUACCUCCAUCCUGUGCUGGGCCACCAGUAACGUCCCCUCUCCAGAAUUUCCCACUUUAGUUUUAUGCCUAUGACUCCAAGCCCUCCCAAACCCUGGUCCCCUAUUAUUGUAGACUACAACUCCCAGAUUUCCCGGUUUAUUAAAAGCUUCCAGGACCACUAUAGACAGACUAUAGACGUUCCUGCAUGACCCUGGAUUCUCUCUUGUGCCCUAAAAAACUGCUAAUACUCCCUUCGCUGCCCACCCACUGCCUCUCAUGUAUUUUUUUUUUUAAUCUGAAAUCAACCAACCUUGCCUUUGAUUGACCGGAGCUUCUCAUUGGAUGCGGGAAUGAAAGAAAAGAAACCAUCCGAGUGCAGGAAAGCUGCGAGUAGCGCAGUCAGUUGCAGGAUGUGGGUCACAUGGUACUGGGGAGUCAGAUAUCGGCUGCACUGGACAUGUACCAUGGGGAGGGGGGUGUGCAGGAAUUGCUAUCAGAUUACCAUUCAGUUGACCAUCUCCUAAUCCAAAAUGAACUGCCUCAUUGGAUUUGCCCCUUGUGGAUCCUAGUCCAGAGUCUGUGCCGGAGAUUUCCCUGGCACUUUGUGUCUGUGCAUGGUUUGUACCACCUACCGCCUCUACCUUAUUAAUAGAGAAAUGCGUCAUCCCCAUGGCAAUAAAUUCCCGCCCCCCCCCCCCGUGUCAUUGGACUUUUCUAUUGCAAUUAUGAACUGUGUGGGGGGACGGGGUCCCGUGUGUUCUGCUCUUAAGCUUUGUUCUGUGCUGCUGACACCCAAAUAUAAGUAUCAUUUCUG